Molecule: messenger RNA, 4169 nt
Organism: Larimichthys crocea (large yellow croaker)
Lineage: Eukaryota; Metazoa; Chordata; Actinopteri; Sciaenidae
Gene: ptprea
Product: protein tyrosine phosphatase receptor type Ea
Exons: 21
Coding region: 403-2451 (682 amino acids)
Biological process (GO): protein dephosphorylation
Molecular function (GO): protein tyrosine phosphatase activity
Source: RefSeq, a predicted model, not a curated record
GUUGGAGUAAACACAAACUCCUCCUUCCCGGGUGACAGGCGGCAACACUGAAGCAUCGCCUCGCCUUUUCCAAGACAAUCUGGGCUCGGGACUUUAAUGUUGGCACCAUCGAGGUGGUGAGCAGCAUCCCUUCAAGGCUUGCAGCGCUGCCCUACAAAAACUCUGUUUGGUUGCUGCUUGGUGAAGACCCACAACUCGCUGCUGCCUGGAUCCAGGGAACAGCUCUCUUUACUGGGCUGUGGGAGCAGACCUCACUCACCCCACCACCACCUCCAGCUUCUGUCCAAGCUCUCGCUGAUGACGAUGGCAACGAUGUGACUACUGGACUCUGUCAGAACCAUGUGACCUGCUAUUAUGGAUCUGAGAAUCAGCAUACAUUGAAUCAACACUCAUCAAGUCACAAUGGUCCCACUUCUAUUUUUGAUGGCAACCACAACAACAUCCAAUUCCACAGGCAACAGCAACCAUACACAUGAAGACGUUCCAUCCCACAGCAACCACAUCCUCCCCAUCGUGCUGGUCCUGUCCCUGCUGCUGCUCAUCAUCGCACUGCUAGUCUGGUACUUCCUCAGGUUAAAAAACCAGAGAAAAGCAGUCGUCACAACAGUCGACAAGAAGAUACCAAAUGGCAUCCUGGAGGAACAAGAGCAACAGACGGUGGUCCUCCUGCCCAGAUCCCCUUCAGCCUCUAAGACCUACUUCCCCAUCCCAGUGGACCACCUUGAGGAGGAGUACAGGCUCCGCUCAGCUGACGAUGGCAAACUCUUCAGGGAAGAGUAUAAUUCCUUGCCAGGGGGUAGUGCCCACGGGAUGUAUGAAGAGGCUAACAAGGACGACAACAAGGAGAAGAACAGAUACCCUAACAUCCUUCCCUAUGAUCAUUCCAGAGUGGUGUUGACUCAGCUGGAUGGAAAUCCCUGUUCGGACUAUGUGAAUGCUUCGUAUAUUGAUGGUUUCACGGAAAAGAACAAAUUCAUAGCAGCACAAGGUCCAAAAGAAGAUACGACAGCAGAUUUCUGGAGGAUGAUUUGGGAGCUGAAAGUUGCAACUGUUGUCAUGCUGACAAACCUGAAAGAAAGGAAAGAAGACAAGUGUUACCAGUACUGGCCAGAUCAGGGAUGUUGGACCUAUGGGAAUGUGAGAGUGGCAGUAGAAGACUUCACUGUUCUCGUGGACUACACCAUACGCAAGUUCUGUAUACAAUAUCAAGCCAGCGAUGCCGCCAAGACUCCCAGGCCGGUCACCCAGCUCCACUUCACCAGCUGGCCCGACUUUGGAGUUCCUUUCUCCCCCAUCGGCAUGCUCAAAUUCCUCAAAAAGGUCAAGGUGGUCAAUCCCGCCUUCGCUGGGCCUAUUGUGGUCCACUGCAGCGCUGGUGUCGGGAGGACAGGAACCUUCAUCGUAAUAGAUGCCAUGAUCGACAUGAUGCACGCAGAGCAGAAAGUUGAUGUGUUUGGCUUCGUUUCUAAGAUACGAGAACAGCGCUCACAGCUCAUUCAGACAGAUAUGCAGUACUCAUUCAUCUACCAGGCCCUGCUUGAAUACUACCUCUAUGGAGACACAGAGUUGGACGUGUCGUCUCUGGAAGGACAUCUGCACAAGCUGCACAACACCUUUGCAAACGGUGACCGGGUCGGCCUAGAGGAAGAGUUUAAGAAACUGACCAACAUGCGAAUAAUGAAAGAGAACAUGAGAACGGGGAACCUUCCUGCCAACAUGAAGAAGAACAGAGUCCUGCAAAUUAUUCCAUAUGACUUCAACAGAGUCAUUCUCUCCAUGAGACGAGGUCAGGAGUUCACGGAUUACAUCAAUGCAUCUUUUAUAGAUGGCUACAGACAGAAGGACUACUUCAUUGCCACCCAGGGCCCUCUGACACACACAGUAGAGGAUUUCUGGAGGAUGGUGUGGGAAUGGAAAUGUCACUCCAUUGUAAUGCUCACUGAACUCCAGGAGAGGGAGCAGGACAAAUGUUGCCAGUACUGGCCGACAGAGGACUCAGUCACCUAUGGAGAUUACACAGUAGAGCUGAAGGGAGACACUUUGUGUGACACCUUCAGUCUACGAGACUUGGUACUCACCUUUGUCCCGGAGAAGCAGACGAGGGUGAUCAGGCACUUCCACUUCCACGGCUGGCCGGAGGUCGGCAUCCCGGCCGAGGGGAAAGGCAUGAUCGACAUCAUCGCCUCAGUGCAGAGACAGCAGCAGCAGUCUGGGAACCAUCCCAUCGUCGUACACUGCAGUGCUGGUGCAGGGCGAACAGGUACGUUCAUUGCACUGAGCAAUAUCUUGGAACGAGUCAAAGCAGAAGGCCUGCUGGACGUGUUCCAAACUGUGAAGAGUUUACGCAUGCAGAGGCCUCAUAUGGUCCAAACUGUGGAACAAUAUGACUUCUGCUACAGGGUGGUACAAGACUUUGUCGACAUUUUCUCAGACUAUGCCAAUUUUAAAUGAUGAGAUUUGCCUUAAACAUGGUUUUUAAUGUUGUUUUCUAAAGCUGGUUUGUCAGUUUUAUGUGUUUCUUUAACUUGGUCAAAUGAUCUAUUUUGCUAUGCACUUGUCCUACCAUUAACUGAACUCCAUCCUCACUGUAAUAUACUGUAUGUCAGUGGAUGAAAAUUGUAAAUGGAAAAAAAAAAGUUAGAUUAAUAAUGUAUAUUUCACAUCAUGUAUGAUAAUUAUUUUGUCAUGAAGUGUUGUUUUAAACCUGGUCUCUUUAUUUCAGUUUUGUUGUAUAAUACUGUACUUUAAAUGUUUAUCUAAGUGUUAUUUUGGAUUGACCACGUAAUAUUUUUAAAAGUUGUAGUUAUUGUAAAUGUAUUUAUGUAUUGACGAGCACAUUCCUUUUUUGAGUUUGGAGAAAACGGUGGGAAUGUUAAGUUUGUUUGUUUUUCUUAAUGUAAACAGUACAUUCUUUCAUUUAUUGAUGACUUCUAUCUGAGAUUAGAGGCGAUAUUUGAACUGUUUUUCAUUGUCCUCAAGCUACAUGCCCGUCACGAAUGCGAUACUCUUUCCAAUGGAAAUAUUGUCACUUCAGCCAUAAUGCAAAGGAACGGAAAGUUAUGAGCCAAUGUGACAACACCAGGGUUUGAUUCCGAUAUGGAUUCGGGCAGAAGUUUUACAGUUAGGUGUAUCAGAAAGUUGUGAAAGACCACUAAACCGGUUUUGUACCUCAUUAAAAAGUGGUAUGCAACUGCAUUUAACAUGGAUGUAACAUUACUACAGUCUGCCUUUUGUCUGUAGACAGCAAAAAGUAUUUUGCUAAAAUGACUGCACAUUAAAAAGCACAUAUAACUAAGCCUUUUGCCAAGAACCUGCAAUAUUCAAGAGUAUGUUUAUUGCUUUAUUUAUAUUAUAGAUUAGAGAUUUUUCACAAAUCAGUGCCAUAUGUACAUUUUUAAGACACGGAAAAGUGGAACAACCCUAAGUUGAAGGCCGAGCAUUGAAAGGUAAUUGUUAGUGUGGUGGCUGAAUGCAUUAGAGUCAAUACAACAUGACGACUUGUGUCAGGUACACAGGAAAGUAUUCAAAGUGUAACAUUAGAUGAGUCCUGAACUGGCAAAAACCACAAUAAAUAAAACAACACCCCAUACGAUCAGUGUUACUCUUUACGUUAUAAAGAAUACAUCCGUUUGUUAUUCCACAAAUGAGGAACCCGAAUGUUUCAUAGAAAAGUAUCUAGUGGUAGUUUUAUUCAUAGGAAAGUAUCUGAAUGUGAGACAGCAUUUCUUCUGAGGCAGUAACUGCCAUCCAUCUGGUACUUUGACUUUAAACCAAACAUAUGGAAUGAUUUGACCAAGCUCUGCUUUAAUCCUCUUUGAGAUGUGUGAUUUUGUUGAUGCUGUAUGUAAAUACUACAUGACAAAGUGCUAACAUUGUGAAAGUGGCUGACCAGCAAAGGAACUGUCAAGUGAUUGGUCAUAUUUGUGUGCUAUCUGUGGGAGAUGUGAAGUGCGGCAGAAGUAGACUUAACAAAACAACCCCCUCCCCCCGAGUCUAUUUUCCCAUGGCUUCUGUUCGAUCUAUGCCGUCCUUUUUAAGAAUAUUGAGGAGGGUCUGUUUAGACUACAGCUCUUUGCCUUUGUGCUCGCUCUCUGUGGGUGGUCUAUCCCUUUUUGGAUUCUCAAUGUCUUUGAAAUGCAAGUUGCAAUAUUAAAUUCAUCUGAAAAUGC